CCUCAGCAGGGCCGAGCAGAGGGGUAGGAUCACCUCUACGCGCUGGCCACGCUCCCCCCGCUUCCCUCAGCGAUCUUUGCCAACCCGAGCGAUCGUUUCGCGGUUUCCAUCGGUCCCCGCGCGGGCAGCCCCGCCCGCCUCACCCGCCGGCCCUCACGCUGCCGUUGCUCCGCGGGUCCCGCGGGCGGCGCUGCGGCGGCGGCGGCGCAGCGGGGCGGCCAUGGCGGCGGCGCGGCGGGCGCUGCUCUCGCUGCUGCUGCUGCUGCUGCUGCUCUGGGGCUCGGCGGGACCCGGCGCCGAGGCCGCUCGGGGCCGCGGCGGCGACCGCCAGAACAGCCUCCGCCGCGCCGCCAGCGGCCUCUACCAGGGCGUCAGCGGCCUCUUCGGCGAGGACAACGUGCGGGCCCUGCAGAAGUUUUUCUCAAGGUUGACAGAGAGGUUUGUGAAUGGGGUGGAUGUAUUAAUGGACACAUUCUGGAGAAUAUGGACUGAUUUGUUAGAUGUUCUUGGAAUUGAUGCCUCCAACCUGACUCAUUAUUUCAGCCCAGCAGCAAUUGCCAACAACCCGACCCGUGCCCUCCUGCUGAUCGGUGCCAUUUUACUUGCCUAUUGGUUUCUAUCUCUCUUCCUUGGAUUCUUCUUCUAUCUCCUGCACAUGCUGUUUGGUCGGUUUUUCUGGAUUGCGAGGGUUGCCCUGUUCACCCUGUCGUGCGUGUACAUCCUCCAGAAGUACGAGGGCGAUCCGGAACACGCCGUCCUGCCGCUCUGCUUCGUCGUCGCUGUUUACUUCAUGACGGGGCCGGUUGGAUUUUACUGGAGAAGAAACAACAACAGCAGCCUGGAGGAGAAGAUGGACCACCUGGAGAGUCAGAUCAGACUGCUGAGCAUCCGCCUUUCCAGGGUGAUUGAGAACCUGGACAGGGGCAGCGAGCAAUGAACCAGCCCCUGCAGACCACUGUACACCAGCUCCAGAAAAUUCCUAAGCACUGUCUCAUUCAAAGUUACAAAGCAACAAAAACGUCACAUGGUAAAAAGUGUGCAAAGUUAUAACUUUUCAUCAUGUGUGAGACUAAUUUAUCUAGAUUAUACACUCAGCCAUUAAACUUGUAGGAGAAAGAAAAACAUUUACAAAAUUCAGCUGUAUAUUCAGAGUUUUAUCCAGUACUAGAAUUUUCUCAGUAGAUAAACGCUUACUUUUACAAGCACUUAAAAACAUCUUUUGUAAAGUUUUUAUAAAAGCAAAUUGAGUAGUCUUUCAAAUACUGAAAUUGAGCUAAACAUAUGCAAAUUUGACACUUUAAAAGUUAAAAAAAAAAAAAACAACAAAAAACUCGAGCUACCAAGCACUUCCAUUGAGAAGUAUCUGCUGUGGGUCCACAUUUUUAUUUUUUUCAAAGUUGUGAAUGUUUUUGUGUUUUUGUUGGCUUAUUUCAUUGCCUUGAAGUUGCCUUUCAUAGAGUAUCAGAUGAGGAAUUUUCUGGUAUCCAGGCCAAAAAAUUCACACCAUAGCUUUUAAUAGGAGGUGGGGAAUGAGGGAGAAGGAAGAUUUGAAGUCCUUAAAUGCCAGUCCAAUGGGAGGAAUUGAGAAACACACGUGGCAUUUUUUCAUUGCAUUUCAUCUCAAGACCUUUAAUUUGCUGUCUGAAAGGAAAUCUGGUUUAAUGAAUUGGCACAGAGGGAAAAGACGUAGCGUGACAAAUUGUAAUUCAUAUUUGAUCUGCACAGUGAAGCAUUUUCCAAGCAUAAAUGCAUAGACUAAAACAUGAUUUUUAAUCUCAGGACCCACGUACUUUCUCAGAAAAGGCAGCAGUUAAAACACGUGCAAAUGUAUUGUUGCUUAAAGCUUUCUCAGGACCAAUAAGCGGCAAUAAAUUAUCUUCAGGAAGAUCUGGAUUUUUUUCUAAAAUUGUAAUAGUUUUAUAGGAGCUUUUUGCUUGAAGUCUGUGUCCUCAUUAGGUUUUGGGGAAAGUGAGUCACCUUAUGAGGAGGGUGUAGGAAACGGUUCUAUUUCAAAGCGGUGGAGCUUUGAAGCAAUUUUAUUUUGCAGGAUUUCUAUAUUUGUAACUUAGAACUGACUGACUUGGUAGAGUAUCACUGGCUUUGUGAACGGUUUGCUGAAAUGCAGUGAAACAAAGGUAACCUCAGGGAAGGAAGUCAGGAACGUGGUUUGACCUGGGAACAACAGCAUUCGAGGAUAGAGAUGUGGGAAGGGAGGGGAAGCAUUGACCCGUAGUGAUGAGCACUGAUACCAUGAGAGGUGGAAGGGACCACAGCUGAAGCACUCUGUGUUCCAUAGGGUCUAAACGUAAAAUUACAUUAAAAAACGCAACAAAAAAUUGGUCUGUGAUAGGGCCUGGCUACAAAGCAAGGGAACAAGUAUGAGGAGGUUCUCCUCUCCACGCCUGUGAGUGCCAGUAGGACAGGCCAGGGCAGCUGAGCACGGCUUGGCCUUUGUCCUCUUGUUCCGUUGGGCAGAACUUUUGCUGGAUGUGAUGCUUAACUGAAUGUAACUGUUGGGCAAAUUUAUUUUUCUCUUUAUGCUGAAGUUUAAUGUUCUUCUUAGAAUGUGUGUUACUUGCCUAACCUCUUUGGGUCUGUAUGUGACAUUUACAUGAGGGGUUAUUUUUAAAAUCCAUGGUAAUGGCCUUUACUCCGAACGGUGAUCACUUGAGUUCAACACAGUUGAAGUUCAUAUGCACUUGGCACGGUUGGAAUCCAUUUUAGUUUUUUAUGUCACCUGUAAAUCCCCCUGCGCACCAUUUAUUGAGAAAUACAACAUUUAGAGUUGUAAAAUAACUGGUUUUCGCAACUUAAGAUGAGGACUAUGGCAACAAGUAGUCCGCUUUGUAAAGCUGAAAAUAUAAAAUACAAUGUAUUCCUUUUUCCAGCUCAUUUUCCAUAGUAUUACAGAGUCUUCCCUGUAAACUCAGUUUUGCCUACUGUUGUGCACAGAAGACUAGGCUAAAACACCAACCUGGAAAUUAGGAAUUGACUAGCACAGCUUGUCAGGUCUUGAUGUGUUCUGUUAAAUUUAAGGCCUGAGGACCAAAGUCUGCAAACCUCGCUCGUGUCAGCGGCUCCAUCGCCUUCUUAGGACUAUGUGCAUGAGUCAGUUUGCAUAGAUUGUAUUUUAUGUAAUCCAUAUUUAACGUUGAAGUUAAAAAUACUGAAUCAUUUAUAUAUUAAGAGUUAUCUAUUAUAAAGAUUUCUUUAAAAAUACUAUGUAAAAGUUAAUUUGGAUUAUAGUUUCUCCCUGUCUUGCUCUAAUCAUUUAUCUUAGUUUUGUAAAAUCAGCCCUCCUAUAUUAAUACUUUUGAUUUUGAUCACCCUGCUGCUUGAAAAAUGUAUUUUUAUAUUUACUUGCAUCCCAUGUAUAGCAAAAUGUUAUGUCAAAAGUGCUAUAUAUAAAAUUGGGUAUUUUUAAUCAGUAUUUUUCCCAGCACUCAGUUUUCACAUUAGUCAAAUUCAGAAGUAAUGAUUUUUUAAAGCACAAUCUAAUCUUCAAUAUAUAUAUAUAUAUAUAUACUUUAAAAAUGCUCUGUAUUUUUAAACAUGCACUGUAGUGAAAGCGCUUUUGGGACAUGAAUGUGGUAUUGUAUUUAAUCUCUUUCAACUUUUGUAAAUAACCUUUUACAAGUAUUUUCCAUACCGGGCCAUCUAGUUUAUCCAUGGAGGUUUUUGCUGUUUUUUAGAACCCGUGCCAGUGGUUGCACUGCUUUUGUAUUGCCAUUGGUUGGAGCGUCCCAGAGACAGGCAGGUCUUGCCUUGUCACCCACGGACAAACCAAGACUGGGAGUUGAUGGAUUCGCUUGGGCUGGGGGCAGAGAUGGGACUGGAACAAACCUCGCAGCUCCCUCCUUUCACUGGGAUCCAGCAAAACAGAGAGAGGGGAGUGAUGUCUGUGCACUCCUGCCACAGCCAUGGCCCUCCUGACCUGCCGCUGAGGGGGCACAGGUGACCUGGGACCGGCUGGGUGUGGGGAUAUCCCAUCUGGCUGCUCCUCCGGAAUGGAUCCUGCUCACGGACCUUCCCCUGCGAAGAACAUCACCCCGUGUAACCGGCUGAGGAGGGGCUCCAGGCUGUCCAGGAUGGGAGAUCCCGUUGGGUCUGGAGUGUUUAAACCUGCGUGCUUUAGGACCUAAUAUUUGAAACUCCUGUAGUGUUUUUCCACGCGCUCCCAUCUUUGCAGAGCUGACGUCUGCAGCAGCACCUCCGGCUGUAGAUAACCGAUGUGUUGUAUGGAAUGUGGCGCUUUCACAGUGGUUUUGGGUGUCAGAGUGCUGUGUACAAACCUGGUGUAGUUCAGUGCUGUAUUUAUAGCCCGUCCUUCACAUUGUGAUUUGCUUUUCCAAGACUCGUUGCAUCGUCAGUGUGGAAAAUAGACCAGUAUCAACCUUAGCUUCGGUGGUGUAGAGGUGUUUUAAGUGUGAUUUGCCUCAUGUACUGAUUCGUAUUUGGCAGCUAAUGGCAUAAGUGACCAUGAGUUCUCUUUGUCUGGGUUGGAAAAUAAAAGGUUUUAUUGUAUCCGCAUGUAUUUUAAACUUUUUGGAUAAUUCCAUCGACCUGUGAUGACAGCACAUGUAAAAACCGACCUUUUCCUUUUGAUGAGAAGUUAUAUUUGCUGUGGUAGCACUCAUUGUUAGCACUGAUGGUAGUGAUUUCACACCGUUUUGUACAUCAGCUUUCACAGUGUUUAAGUUUGUACAAUUGUUCAUGUGAAAACGAUUUGGUCUGAAGAGAUGCUCUGUGUUCACUUCUGACAUACAAUCCUAGAGACAUACGAGAUUCUGCUGAUAAUACUGUUAAGUAGCUACAAAUGUACCAGACUCAUUUUUUACCGAGCUUUAACAUGCCUUUAUUUAUUUAUUAUCGGACCAGCCAAACCCGUGUACUCCGUAGUUCAGUAUUUGUUAGAACAAAAAUCUCACAAAUCAACUUAAUGGUAUUGUGUGGCAAAGCUUCGAAUAAAUGUUUACUGAGACUUUCCACUGA
Pipra filicauda (Wire-tailed manakin) is the source of this 4992-nucleotide messenger RNA. It is a transcript of the gene BRI3BP, whose product is annotated as BRI3 binding protein. Gene Ontology annotation, cellular component: mitochondrion. The transcript has 3 exons. The record is from RefSeq and is a predicted model, not a curated record. The coding region runs from base 221 to 937 and encodes 238 amino acids. NCBI's taxonomy places the organism in Eukaryota, Metazoa, Chordata, Aves, Passeriformes, Pipridae.